GGAAGGGUGUGAGGGACAGUUGUAAGGAUAGGGUGUCAUUCCUAUUUUUUUAAAGUACCCUGGGUCUCCAAGGCAGGAGAAUUAAAGAAGAUGGGAUAUAUCAAACUAUGCAACAUUGUGCUCUUCCAUUCCUCAUGUAAGAUGGCCUUCUACUGAGGCCCUGUCCCUUGCACAAGAGCAGCUUUCUGUUGAGGGGUUUGUCAGAGAAUUCAAGGAUGAAUUGAGUUUCCAGGUGGUGGGUAUUUAUGCCAUCCUAUUAAAUGAUGCUGGCUUUCCAUAUCUUGGUUUAUGCUUCAGGAUGGCUUCAUCUGGUCUUGUUAUGUGGAAGUUGCCAGAGACUUUAAAGGCUGAAGGAGGUUCAUUUUGGCAGUGAGAAUUUAUGUGCUUCUUAAUGAGUUCUUUGCCUCGUCUUUGGGGCUAACAAUUCUCUCAGCCUGGUUUGGUUUCUUUCUUGUUGUCUCCCACUCCUCCCAACCCAAUUUGCUGCUAUGGAGGCUUCACAACCCACUGGAGAUGCAGAAGAGUGUAGCAGCAGUGAGUCUGGGUGGACCAAGUACCUGGCAUCACCCAUGCAUGAGGGUGGUGAUAGUGAUGACCAUGAUGAUGUUGAAGGGGAUGAUGAUGAUGAUGAUGAUGAUGAUGAUGAUGACGACGACGACGGUGGUGGUAGAAGUAACAAAAACAGCAAUGGUGGUAAAGAUGAAGGUGAUGAAGAUGAUGACUCCAUGGCUUCUGAUGCUUCUACAGGACGAGCUCGCAACAAGCAUUCUUGCAAAAAAGGAUAUUUCCCAAGCAGGAGAAGAACAGAGAUGGAAAAACUCGGAAUCCUUUUCAAAGGGAAGCUGGUUCUGCCUCUUCACAGAGCAAUCCCAAGGCGAGGAAGCCCAACCUGAGUAAUAAAUGAUUUUAGCAAUGUAUCCUUCCUUGCUUGUUUUGUUAUGUAUCCUUUCUAUAUAUGAGCAGACUUCUCUUUGGUCCUCCUGAAAAGUACUUGAAGGGAAGAGCCUAUGGCUAGCUUCCGGAGCUCCUUUUCUCCGGUACAAGCUUUUGAAGCUUUUAACUGUACUUAAAAUAACAUAGCCUGGUCUAAAUACCUUACUUUGUAA
Molecule: messenger RNA, 1106 nt
Organism: Phoenix dactylifera (date palm)
Lineage: Eukaryota; Viridiplantae; Streptophyta; Magnoliopsida; Arecales; Arecaceae
Source: RefSeq, a predicted model, not a curated record